Ectocarpus siliculosus is the source of this 4569-nucleotide messenger RNA. Lineage: Eukaryota; Phaeophyceae; Ectocarpales; Ectocarpaceae. The record is from the annotation of a GenBank genome assembly.
AUGCAGGCGCUCAAGCUGGUGAAGCAGAUAAUGGCGGUCGACUCUUCGCGGCUACCUCGUGAAGUCGUGCGCACAGUUGUGGCGGUCUCCGGUCACAAAGAGGACAACUUCCGAAGGGUGUGCCUGGAAACCUUGCAGGAGUUGGCUGUCGCUGAUCCUCGCGUGGUUGCGCAUGCCAAUGGCUUCCGCGUGCUGUUGGCAGCUGCCAUCGAUCCAGCAAACCAGGACCUGACGGAGCCGCUGGUGACGACUCUGACGUCUAUCAUCGAGGACCCUGCCACGAGGCGAUACGUGCGGCCUCACCUAGAAAUUCACCAGCUGCUGACCGGGUUCACGGAUCUUGACGCCCCUCCCGGACCCGAGAGAGCUCAUAGGUGGCAGGCUACACGUAAGGCCUUGGUCAUAGCAAUGCGCACUUGGGCAGGCGUGCACCUCUUGGCGUCGGAUUCCCGCGGGCUCGUGACGCUGAUGCGGCUUUUGCGGGACCCAUCGGCGUCAUUCAGCGACGACGCAGGGUUACAAGAUAGUAUUUUGGAGACCAUCGUGGACAUCUUCGAUCCUCUCGUGGGCAUGGACAGGACAACUUCAUCAGCCGAGCCGGGGCGAGAAAGCAAGCUGUCCGCCCCAUUCUCAGGGAGGUCGGCAACACUACCACACAAGAGCGCGGGAUCUGGGUUGCGAACAAGGAGAGGCUCGGAGCCACACAACCUGUUGCUGAGCUAUGCGACCUUGUUGUGCGCAGCGUUCGUUCACUGCGGCCUUAUUCCUAGCCUCACUACGCUGAGUAUUUCGGCUGGAUCGGAGAAGCUGCGAACCAAGGCUGCAACACUACUGGUGGAUGUGCUACACUUGUGUGCCAUGCUUCUAUCGCAGAAUCAAUGCACGCGACUUCUUUCGAUGCCAGGCCUGGUUGAGAUCGCGGCAGAGUCUCUAACAGGGUGCAUGGGAAUUGCGGAAGGCGGAGUGCGAUCUUGUCACUUAACACGUAGUCGGGCGUCAAGGGCGAGUGACUUGGUUCGGUUGUUGCAUGGAGCCCUAGGCGCCGGAGCUGUUGGCCCUGUAUCCGCAUAUUUUGGGCAGCAGGGCCAAACGGAGCAGCCGAUGGUCACCAUUGGGGGCCUUAUGGAGAAGGUUUACGAGGCAGAAUCAGCGAUCGACAGCGGUAUGGAUACGCAUCAGAGCCAAGGCUGGGAGCCCACAGGGACCUUGGAACAGAUGCGGAAAGAGCUCCGAGUCAGCAUCGAGUCAAGCGUCGAGAAGAGUGUCAUGGAAGCCCAGAUGAACAAAAGCAAGGUUUUGGCUACGAAGGACUGGACGAAGUGGGACUGGGAUGUUGUGGAUGACAUCGUGCAGGAUAUUCUCCCCCACUCACCUCGGGGAGGAGGUGGGGGACUUCACAAUAUGCGGUGGGAUCCAGACCACAUUCGCCAUAUCGCCUGUGCUGGACGGCUGUACUCUCUUUUGCUUCAGCAGCAAGAGGGGCUCCACUUCCUACAGACAGACGCUAGAGGAGGUGUUCUGCAGGAAACGGUCAAGGAGCUUCAGGCGUUGGUCACAAGAAGAUGUAGCGGGAGUGGAUCGGGCAGGUUUGCAGCCGCGUCGAAGGUUUUCGAUAUGGACUCAUGCCAGCGGAAUCUAAGUGGAGGCUACAUCACGCUAUUGUUCAGCGUCGCCGCCGGAACUGAAGCUGGGCGACAACUCCUUUCAGAUACGGGUCUCUGGGAUCAUCUCGCUAGGAUGGGCAGCCAGCCGGAGCUGGACUACAUGAGCCGCCUUAUCUUGGCGAAGAUCGACCUCGCCUCCGAAAAAUGCUUUCCUCGGGAUCAGCUAGAAUCAUGGAUGACGACAGGCUCCAGAAUGCGAAUCGCGUUGAGAAAUUCCAGCACGGCGAACCGUCGGCUGAGAGAUCCUGUACUGACAGCUCACGGCGGAAGCACCACGCCCUCGGACUACGCUCGUUCGGAAGAGUGGUGCAUUGAGAUGCUGGUGGCUCAGGUACAUGGCGACGACCCAGCCGUUGCUCGGGCUGCUCUUUCCGUGCUGGAGGAGGCCACGCAAGACGAGCGCUGCCUGCGAACUCUUGUAUUGGCCAAGCCGGACUUGAUCCACAAACCAGGAGCAAACGAUCUGCUCAUGCGUUUCUUGUCAAUACCUGAGGGUAUCGUGUAUCUCGAGGAACACGGAUGGGUGGAACAAAUGGUACGGGAGUGGAAAGACAGCGGCCGUACAACGACGUACGCCGACAGCGUCGACAUGAAGUGGAAGACGCAUGUCAACGACGUGGAGCAUGUGGAGGAACACCUGAGCAUGGAGCCGAUGUCAAAGCAUGAACACGACAUCAGCGACUCUGGCGUGGCGAUCCCAAUCAGGAUGAGCAACAUGUCGCAAGAUGGCGGUGUUGAAGUAGAGCUGCUCAUGAGCCUUCCAUGGAAUAUUGAGGUCAUGCUGUCAACAGAUUCGACGGCCACGUCAGGCUUGCAGCUGAGGUUGGACACGUUUGUUGACACCCUACCAAAGGAAGACUCUCCAAGCGUGGGAGCAACCGCCAGGGGCGCUCCAGGCGCGACUAAAAUGGUGGUCCGUGGCAUUUUGGUGGAUUCGGCCGGUAAACCAACGUGUCAUCCAUUGGAGGCGCACCUCACCAUUCAUGCACGGCUAUGUGUGGGCGCUUGUGCUGUGGACCGCAGGGGGAACGUACAAUGGAGUCCAACCUCCUCGCUGAUGGAUAAGCACACGGCACCGUUCGGACGGAGCCGCUCGAGCCGACCUCCGCGGUCGCAGUGGUCACCGCAGCACGGCCGAGCCGAUCAUCACAGCUCGUUUGGAACCAACACAAUGUAUCGCGGCGUGCAAGGAAUGCAGGACUUCGGACCUGGGCGUGAACUGCCCGAAGAUCCGUCAGACAUGGAACACCAGUUGUUCUGGUCGACAUGUCGGCCUCAUCAGAGGGUGCCCCCAUCCCCACUUGUUGUCAACCCUGGGUCCGACAACGGCAAGGAUGACAGCCGGUCUGGGCUAGGCAUGCAUACUGUGUCACCGCUAUCGAACUCCUUGCACGACGAGGCCCUUGACGGGGACGAACAAGAGGCUUUUUUGCCGGCAGCAAGGGCUGAUCCGGUCGGCAAGAGCGAUGCCGAGGCCGAAGACGGGGAAACCCUACAAGAAAGCGCACGAUCCGCAACGUGUGGGCGUGAGCGCGUUGUGCGCGUGCCGAAUGAGACGGCGCGUUGGGUGUUCACCAAUCAACCCCAGUCAGAGGAUACAAUUUCUACGCAGGUUGUUGAGAAUUCGAGCGUCACGUACCUCAAGGCGGUCGAGAUGACGAUUUCGUUGAAGGACAUGGGGCCGGCGGGCAUCUUGCUUCCACCCCACCUGUACGGCGAGUUGGCGAAAACAGAGAGAGGCUGCGAGCUUUUGCAGAAACAUGGCGAUCUCAACAAUCUGCUCCACAUUGCGAGGAACUCUGGCGCUGCGGCAGAUGACCGCAAGGGAGCACUGUGGGCAGUGGCGCACGUCAGUAGCUGGCCUCUCGGUCUAGCUCUCCUUGAGGAACUUCGGGGCGAUGUGGUUGGCAUGCUGCUCAAAAUGUGCACGUCGGAAUCGCACUUGUCUGUGUGGGGGACGUUGUUUUGCGUGGUAAGUUUGGUGGCACGCACAGCACGGGGACGGGCGGCGAUCAGGGCGGCGGGGUGGGAAAGCGCGAGGGAUCCCAGCACGAGCGCGUUCUUACCGCAGGACCCAACGGUUUUAUUCCAGCCCGUACCAUGGGAGUUUGAAGGGUCGCUAACGCGAGGCCUGGACCAGCAACCAGGCGAUCCUAUCAUCGACAAUUUGCGAAAGGACCUGGGGCGGACAAGAGACGCGGACAUCCUGGAUCAAGUUGUAAAAUUGAGCAGCCACAUAUCGCGGAAGGAAGCGAUGAGAAAACUCAGCCGAAUGCGCAAGGACAAGGCUUUCAAAGAAUCCUUCACGAACAGUCUCCCGGUGUUCCUUCUGGUGCACCAGCUCCUCGCCGACUACAGCUUUUCACUGCCCAUGCGACGAUAUAUUUUCGAGCUCUUUGAACAGGUGGCACCAGGCAGUCUCAACUGGGAACCAUACGUCGCAUGAGCAACGUCUACCGCCUGUAGAGCUGUACCCAUGACGUGGACUCCGGCCGUUAGUCUAUCAUAUCGCUUCUGUUGCGUGUGGUAGCAGCUUGGGAUACAAGUUUAUGUUGGGCGUGGCCUCAUGUAGAUCCCUUGCGUAUUCUAGACAAGCAUGCUUCGCCCGCGGAAGGUGGAAGGAUGAUUCUGUAUCAUGGGCAUCAAGCAAACCUGUAGUGUUGACUCCCUGUGUUGUACAACGUAAAUGGUCUACACUGUAUCCUCUCUGAAGUUUGUAUGUAGGAUGAAUAUUGCGAGAGUUGUUCGAGCAUUUCUUCGUUUACCCGUGAGCAAAGAAAGGCUAAGUUUUGGGACGUCGCGACCUGCUCUUGAAACCGGAAACAAUCUCACACCCGGUUUUUGGCCCACCAUUCGAUCUUUGAUUCUCCGAGGCUUAGAGGAAAGCUAAAAACCGCAUCCAACG